Arxiozyma heterogenica is the source of this 414-nucleotide messenger RNA. Its product is annotated as YqaE/Pmp3 family membrane protein. NCBI's taxonomy places the organism in Eukaryota, Fungi, Ascomycota, Saccharomycetes, Saccharomycetales, Saccharomycetaceae. Bases 1 to 414 code for a protein of 137 amino acids. The transcript has a single exon. Gene Ontology annotation, cellular component: membrane. The record is from RefSeq and is a predicted model, not a curated record.
AUGCAAUCACAUGUAUACUCUGUAAACAAGGAUGAUUUAAUAUUAAUCGUUUUAAGUAUAUUUAUACCACCAGUCGCGGUAAUUAUUAGAAAGGGUUUCUUCUCAAGAGAUUUUCUUUUAAACUUAUUGUUAUUUUUAAUCUUUUUCUUUCCCGCCAUUAUUCAUGCCUUUUAUGUUAUUUAUGAGACAUCAACUCAAAGACCAUAUAAUAAUACCAAUGGCUCAUCUACCACAGUAUCCAUUUCUAAUGUAGUUGCAACUGAAGAUCAAUUGCCAUUGGCAUCUAAUGUUGAUGGGUUAAACAAUGGUAAUUUCAACAUUGAUUUAGAACGUGAUGGUAAUAAGGGAGAUUUACCAAAUUAUGAAGAAGUUGCAGGCCAUAAACAUGUAACAGAUAACAAGAUUCAACAUUGA